AUGCGGCAUCUGGAUACUAACGGCGAGCUUUGCUAUCUACAGAGCGGGCCUAUCGUUUGCCCUGAGUUCGACUUCACUGCCCCGCAGCGUGACCCCGGUGCCGCCCAUCCUAACGUUGACAAAAUCUUUGAUCUUCAAGAUUGGUCUGUGGUCGGCGGAGAAUGGUUCACUUCAGUAAUAGACCACGAAUACCGGCCACACCCGAUAUCCCAAGUCCCGUUCUUGGCCAUCGAGUUGCCCUCACCCCCCGUAUGGCCGCCUGUUGACAAAGAACUAGAGGGUAAUCAGGAAACCGACGAUUUACGUCUUUCAACUGAUCUGACCACCUGGCCCUUGCGCAUUGGCAAUCCUACACUCGCCGGCAACGCAGCGAAGCCGAAAGGUACCCCGUCGGCUUCAGAGUUUCCAGGAACUUCGUCUGGUUGCCUGAGCAGUGUCCCCACCACCAAUGUCUACGGCAACGUUCAUUGUACUCCGCUGUCUGAGGUGCGCGAGGUCGGCGGAGGCCACGUCGACGGACGAUACGACAACUUUGGGCAUGGUGCGGAUAGGUCAUAA
Colletotrichum costaricense is the source of this 558-nucleotide messenger RNA. RefSeq lists its product as uncharacterized. The transcript has 3 exons. The record is from RefSeq and is a predicted model, not a curated record. Bases 1 to 558 code for a protein of 185 amino acids. NCBI's taxonomy places the organism in Eukaryota, Fungi, Ascomycota, Sordariomycetes, Glomerellales, Glomerellaceae.